Pneumocystis murina B123 is the source of this 1380-nucleotide messenger RNA. RefSeq lists its product as hypothetical. Bases 1 to 1380 code for a protein of 459 amino acids. The transcript has 11 exons. The record is from RefSeq and is a predicted model, not a curated record. Gene Ontology annotation, cellular component: alpha DNA polymerase:primase complex. Gene Ontology annotation, biological process: DNA replication, synthesis of primer. NCBI's taxonomy places the organism in Eukaryota, Fungi, Ascomycota, Pneumocystomycetes, Pneumocystales, Pneumocystaceae.
AUGUUUAGGUCAAAUAAGAAGAGAAUAAUUCAAAAUAAUGGAAAUUUUGAUGUACAGGUCUUACGUUAUAAUGAAUAUCCAAAUCGUCUUAAUUUUUAUCUCGAGGAGCCUAGAGAAGAAAUAACUAUCGAGGAGUUUGAAAAUUGGGCAAUUGAUAGGCUUUAUGUUCUUAAUGAAAUUGAAUCAGGACUUUUUCGAAAUAAAACUCUUAAAGAAAUGGAUAUUAUGUUGAAACCGUUGAUUGAAAAGCAUCUCCCUCUUAGUAGUAAUACGUCUAAGUCUUUAAAGGGGGCAAUUUUGGAUCAAGAACGAAAAAAAGAUCAUUAUAGUCAUUAUAUUUUAAAGCUAGCAUUUUGUCGAUCAGAAGAACUUAGGAAACGUUUUAUAAGGGCAGAAAUGACAUUAUUUAAACUCCGAUUUUUACAAGAUGAUGCCAAAGAAAGACUUGCAUUUAUAAAUAGUUUGAAUUUUGACUGGGAAAUGGUUUCUGAAGAUGAAAAACGAUCUAAAUUGGAUAAAUUGAGCGAUUCGCUACAAAGAAAUAUUGAAAAAGACAAUAAUAAUAGAGUAGAAAAAGGCAAAGCUUAUGUGCCUAUAUCAGAACAAAUAAGUUUAAUUUCUGAAGAAUUCUCUUUAAAAUUAGAAAAAUCUUUGGAGUUAACUGCUAGAAUAUUACCUCGUCUUGAUGAAGAUGAUAGAUUAUUGCCUAUAUUAAAUCAUUUAAGUUUAGGAUUUGCAGCGCCAGAAUAUUCCAGUACAAUAGCUACUAUUGGAAAUAUUACUGCAUCACAAAUAGAUUUUCUUGUUAAACAUUUUCCGUUAUGUCAACGUAAUUUACAUUUAAAUCUGAGAAAGGAUAAACACUUAAAACAUUUUGGAAGACUUCAAUAUGGUUUAUUUUUAAAAGGAAUUGGUUUAGAUGUUGAAGAAGCAUUAGUAUUUUGGAGAAAAAGCUUUUCAAAUACAUCCGAUGAAAGAUUUAAUAAAGAAUAUAGAUAUAAUGUACGACAUAGUUACGGACUAGAAGGCAACCGUAAAAAUUAUAAACCUUACAGUUGCCAGCAGAUACUUACUGGUCCUCAACCAGGUACAGGGGAUUCUCAUGGCUGUCCAUUUCGACAUUUUUCUAUUGAAAGUUUAAAUGCUUCUUUAGAAAGUAUGGGAAUUCGCGAUUCAAAAGCUUUGAAAGAAAUUAAUGACGCCGUUGUUGAAAGACAUUAUCAUAUUGCUUGCACAAAAGUAUUCGAAUUUACACAUCCUUCAAUUGGUUCUUUACAAGAAAGUAUUUCUCAUCCAAAUCAAUAUUUUGACAAUAGUUAUACCUUAGAAAAAGGUAUUAAUGAAAAUAUAGUAAUGACGGCUGAGAACAAAAAUAUAUGA